Molecule: messenger RNA, 921 nt
Organism: Notothenia coriiceps (black rockcod)
Lineage: Eukaryota; Metazoa; Chordata; Actinopteri; Perciformes; Nototheniidae
Product: tubulin alpha chain-like
Exons: 4
Biological process (GO): microtubule-based process
Cellular component (GO): microtubule
Molecular function (GO): GTP binding; structural constituent of cytoskeleton
Source: RefSeq, a predicted model, not a curated record
CGUGAGUGUCUCUCCAUCCACGUCGGUCAGGCUGGUGUCCAAAUUGGCAAUGCCUGCUGGGAGCUUUACUGCCUGGAACAUGGGAUCCAGCCGGACGGACAGAUGCCCAGUGACAAGACGAUUGGAGGAGGAGACGAUUCCUUAAACACCUUCUUCAUGGAGACUGGAGCUGGAAAGCACGUCCCCAGAGCAGUUUUUGUUGACCUGGAGCCCACUGUCAUCGAUGAGGUUCGAACUGGGACCUACCGCCAGCUGUUCCACCCUGAGCAGCUAAUCACUGGCAAGGAGGAUGCUGCCAACAACUACGCCCGUGGACACUACACCGUCGGCAAGGAGGUCAUCGACCUGGUGAUGGACAGGAUCCGCAAACUGUCGGACCAGUGCACUGGUCUUCAGGGUUUCCUGGUUUUCCACAGCUUCGGAGGGGGCACCGGCUCUGGUUUCACCUCCUUGCUGAUGGAGCGUCUGUCUGUCGACUACGGAAAGAAGUCAAAGCUGGAGUUCUCCGUCUACCCAGCUCCCCCAGGUUAUAGUCAGAUUGUGUCCUCCAUCACUGCAUCCCUUCGCUUUGAUGGUGCCCUCAAUGUUGAUCUGACAGAGUUCCAGACCAACUUGGUGCCCUACCCCCGUAUCCACUUCCCUCUGGCCACCUAUGCCCCUGUUAUCUCUGCAGAGAAAGCUUACCAUGAGCAGUUAACGGUGUCAGAAAUCACCAAUUCCUGCUUUGAGCCAGCCAAUCAGUUGGUAAAAUGUGACCCACGCCACGGUAAGUACAUGGCCUGCUGCCUUUUGUACCGUGGUGAUGUGGUUCCCAAAGAUGUGAAUGCUGCCAUUGCAACCAUCAAAACCAAGCGCUCCAUCCAGUUUGUGGACUGGUGCCCCACUGGUUUCAAGGUGGGCAUCAACUACCAGCCGCCCACU